GCAGAAACCUACCGAACCACUGAGCUAUCUCAGUGUACUGAACGGCCUGGUUCCACGCACAGCUUCGGUUCAAUCCGUUUAUUGCAGGUCGUUGCUGAGUUAAGCUCAGCAAAUAAUUGUUUAAUCGGCUUUAAUAGUUUUAUUUAUUCAGCUCUAAAGGAAUCCAGUUGCUUCAAGGGAGUGGAGACGGAUCACGGAAACGGUAAUUUAACGGGUUAUCGUCAAAUAGGCUAGCUGAUGGUGUAAAAGUGAGAGGAUGUACUCUAAAGGAUCUGACUACAGCUACGGACGGCAGGAUAAUGACAGAAAUUCAAGACGGAAGUGGGACGACUAUGAUGACAGACGAGAAGAAAGGCGUGACGUCCACAGCAAUACUUCCCGUGACUCUUAUUAUAAGUAUAGCAGAGAUGGACACAGUAGCAGAGACAGGCUGAGCAAAGGUAAAGAGUACACUGACUCUCCUAAGAGGCUUUGCAGUUCAGAUACAGCUAGCAGAGACUGGAGCAGAAGGAGCCCGGCGAGGAGGCGCAAGUCCCCGACUCUUUGGGAUGCGCCUGAAGAGAAAAGGCGAAGGCUUACGGAGGAAGAUGAUGCAGAUUAUAGGUACAAGCGGGACUCUCCAGAAAAAACUCACAGGGUGUCACCCGCUGGUUUUUCACGCAACCAACAGUUCAGAUAUUCACCGUCGUGCGAAGGUGAUGCCGGGUACAGGAAAACGUCUCCGUAUUCCAGAUCCAGGCAUCAACGUGAAGAGUUCCCACCCAAAAACCACUAUGAGGAUUUCAGGGACAGAGAUUCCGCUGACGAUUACGAAGCAAGCGCUUAUCGGAAAAGGAUACAUGGGUAUUCGCAGGAGAGGACGCUCUCACCCGAUCACACUACACGGCAGGUUGAAGCCCAGAUGAGAGAGAGGAGACCCAGCCCCUCUACUUCUGCAUAUUAUGACGGAUAUUAUGAAAACAGAGCCACUGCACCACAAAAUGGGUCUGCUGGACAGUCUUUUGAACGCGACGCCACUCCACAGAGUGCCGCCCUGCCUGAAGACAAGUCGUCCAAAGGAUUCCAGCGCUUUCUCGACGUACUUAACAAGGGCGUGAACGUUGACGUUCUCACUCAGAUAGUAAGUCAGAACCCCACACCGCUGUGUGACGGGCGCAUUUCUCCAAGGUCUUUUGUGAACGUUGCAGCUCGACGUUGGUCUCCCGGCCGCGCGGAGGGGAACCAGAAACCAUAUAAAGAUGACAGCUACUGGAAUGAAAACAAGGGAUCCCUCAGGUCUCCGCGGCAACGUCACGGGUCCGCCAGUCCAAACAGGAAUCCCGCUCCUGUCGGGGAGAAUUUCCGUGGCCGCAAGUCCCCCUCAGUGGAAGAGAUGACCAUGACGGCCGAAGAUCUGCAGAAACACAAGCAAAUGCGAGACGUUCUGCAGGCCAUCGGCGUCGACCUGGGAUUCGAAGAGCUCGGCCAAAUGUCCCAUCGAAUCCAGGAGCGUCUCUACGGCAAGAAGGAAAACGAGGGCGUCCGCAAGUUAAGCAGAGAACGAAGCGUCGGGCAGUCGGGCAACGCGGGACGUCGAAGUAGAUCGUCAUCAAGCAGACGUAGUUUCACCCCACCACGCCAGGGCGGUUAUGCAAAGCAAGAGCCGUUCAGUGAGGCGCAGGAUCUCCGGCAGCAGUCUGAAUACAGUUCGGAGCUGAAUAGAAAGUCUUCCCAAGGGGAUGAAAGACGUAAAGCAAACCCCGUGACGAGUGCUCCUUUACUGAACGCGCUCCCUCUCAACCCCAUGCACGCCGUAACGCAGCUUCCUCCUCCACGGAUGCCGACGAUGCCGCCGGCCCCCUCGGUUCCGCCGUAUCCUCCCAUCAGCCAGUUACCGGUGUCGUUCCCAACAGUCGCUCCCCCUCCGCUUCCUUUUUUCCCCCGCGUGGGACCUGGGAUUUUCUUCCCUCGUGUGCCUCCCAUGCUCUCCCCCUCACUUCUGCCACCUCCAAACGUCCCUCCUCUGCUGUCUCAGUGGAGACCGGCCCUCCCACCGCAACUGCAGCUUUUAAAUCCAACAAACGUGAAUGCCCAGCAAGCCAUGAACACUAUGCAGACGUCGAAAGCACGGGGGAGGCACCGCUUCCUGCAGAUUAUUAAGUGAGCGCGGCGUGUCUUUCACAGACGUGCUGUUUUUGUUUUGUUUUUAUUUGGGGAACCCACACAGUAGGACUAAUGGGGUUUGUAGCUUUUUUUUUGGUUUACCUUUGUAAAGUGUACAAAAAAAAAUUAGAAAACUACUAGGUUGAAAAUUAGACUGUACAGUUAACUGACAUAAAGUAAAUACCUGAUGCUUGAAGGCGCCGAAAAAUGACUCUAUUGCACCGGAUGAAAGAUCAUAAUCAUCAGGCACUUUGUAAUAACCGGACCAGCAGCAGCGAAGGGAAGAAAACGCUGACUUUUCUUGGUGAUCAAGAUUUGUUUAGCAUCAACAGAAGUGCAUAACUUCUGUUUCUGACUCAAAUCCUGGCUUGAGAAAUGUAAAUGCAUGCCUGUCCUUAAUUUUUCCAACUGAUCUUGUUGACGUAAAGGCAGACUGUUGAAUCUUUUUGUUUGCCAGGUUCACCCCCUUUUUUUUAUUGGUGUACAUGUAUUAACUGUUGAAUAAUUUGACCUGUAUGAUAUUAAAAACAGUUAUUCAAAAUAAACUUCAAAGCCAGUGUUUUAUUA
Molecule: messenger RNA, 2709 nt
Organism: Fundulus heteroclitus (mummichog)
Lineage: Eukaryota; Metazoa; Chordata; Actinopteri; Cyprinodontiformes; Fundulidae
Product: cyclin-dependent kinase 12
Exons: 4
Coding region: 257-2143 (628 amino acids)
Source: RefSeq, a predicted model, not a curated record